Molecule: messenger RNA, 5055 nt
Organism: Rhineura floridana
Lineage: Eukaryota; Metazoa; Chordata; Lepidosauria; Squamata; Rhineuridae
Gene: ABCD3
Product: ATP binding cassette subfamily D member 3
Exons: 23
Coding region: 245-2227 (660 amino acids)
Biological process (GO): fatty acid beta-oxidation; long-chain fatty acid import into peroxisome; very long-chain fatty acid catabolic process
Cellular component (GO): peroxisomal membrane; peroxisome
Molecular function (GO): long-chain fatty acid transmembrane transporter activity; ATP hydrolysis activity; ATP binding
Source: RefSeq, a predicted model, not a curated record
CACCCAGACUGGUUCCACUCGUUCUCCACCAGCGAAGGCCCAGCCUCUGGUGUGGGGAGGAGUCGAGGUUGAGGCGGGCCUGGAGCGCGAGACAAGACAGGGCAGGGCCUGAGCCCUCACGGCUGCCUUCCUUCUCAGCUGACAGAUACUAUUCCUUUUUUCCCCCGACGUCCUUCACGCUGCAGCGAGCCCCUUCUCCGGUCGGCCGCUGCUGCUGCUGUUCUCCGUUGCCGCCGCCGCCGCCAUGGCCGCCUACAGCAAGUUUCUCACCGCGCGCUAUUCCACCAUGGCCGGAGCUACUGCCGCCGCUUGCGCUCUGCUCUGCUUGCUCAGCAAACGGCGGAAGGCGGCCGCCCAGCACGGAAAGAAAAGUGGAAAAACGUUACCUAGCAAUGAGAAAGAAAUCAAGAAGGAACGAGCUGUAGUAGACAGAGUAUUUUUUGCAAGAAUAUGUCAAAUCCUGAAAGUCAUGGUGCCUAGAACAUUUUGUAAAGAGACAGGUUAUUUAGUACUUAUUGCCAUUAUGCUGAUACUUCGCACAUACUGCGACAUUUGGAUGAUUCAGAAUGGAACAGUUAUUGAGAGUGCAAUCGUAAGCAGGGAUCUGUCGCUUUUCAAGAAAUUCUUUUUUAAAUUUGUAGUUUCCAUUCCACUGAUCUCCCUGGUGAACAACUUCCUGAAGUAUGGGCUAAAUGAACUUAAGUUGUGCUUCCGAGUGCGACUCACCAAGUACCUCUAUGAGCAAUAUCUUCAGACUUACACUUACUACAAAAUGGGGAAUCUAGACAACAGAAUAGGUAAUCCUGAUCAGCUCCUUACACAAGAUGUAGAAAAGUUUUGUAACAGUGUAGUAGACCUAUAUUCAAACCUCAGCAAGCCAUUUUUAGAUAUCGUUUUGUAUAUCUUCAAGCUGACAAGUGCUAUAGGAGCUCAGGGUCCUGCUUCCAUGAUGGCCUACUUGAUUUUUUCAGGCUUUUUCCUUACACGCUUAAGAAGACCCAUUGGUAAAAUGACUAUCACAGAACAAAAAUAUGAAGGAGAGUACAGAUAUGUCAAUUCCAGGCUCAUUACAAAUAGUGAAGAAAUUGCUUUCUAUAAUGGGAAUCAAAGGGAAAAGCAAACAAUUCACAAAGCCUUCCGCAAACUGGUAGAGCACUUGCACAAUUUCAUUUUGUUCCGGUUUACUAUGGGCUUUAUAGAUACCAUCGUUGCCAAAUACCUUGCUACUGUAGUUGGCUAUCUGGUUGUGAGCCGUCCAUUUUUGAACCUGUCUCAUCCUCGCCAUCAGAAUAGUACCCAUGCAGAACUUUUGGAGGAUUACUACCAAAGUGGAAGAAUGUUACUGAGAAUGUCUCAAGCUCUUGGCAGGAUAGUUCUGGCAGGUCGUGAAAUGACACGAUUGGCUGGGUUCACAGCUCGUAUUACAGAAUUAAUGCAAGUUCUGAGGGAGUUAAACAGUGGCAAAUAUCAGCGGACUAUGCUAGCACAAGAAAAGGAUUCAGAACUAGAACAAGCUGUCCCACUGAUUCCUGGCACUGGACAAAUUGUCAUAGCAGAUCAUAUUAUCAAGUUUGAUCAUGUUCCAUUGGCAACACCAAAUGGUGAUAUGUUGAUUAAAGAUCUCAACUUUGAGGUACGAUCUGGAGCAAAUGUUCUGAUUUGUGGGCCAAAUGGGUGUGGAAAGAGUUCUCUUUUCCGUGUCCUUGGUGAGUUGUGGCCCCUGUUUGGUGGCUGUCUGACUAAGCCUGAGAGAGGAAAGUUGUUUUAUGUUCCUCAGAGACCAUAUAUGACACUUGGAACUCUCAGAGACCAAGUAAUCUAUCCAGAUACCACAGAAGACCAGAGAAAGAAAGGAAUCUCUGAUCAGGUGUUAAAAGAGUAUUUGGAUAAUGUCCAGUUGGGUCAGAUCCUGGAGCGUGAAGGAGGCUGGGAUAGUGUUCAGGACUGGAUGGAUGUUCUGAGUGGAGGAGAAAAACAGAGGAUGGCCAUGGCCAGAUUGUUUUACCAUAAACCCCAGUUUGCAAUUCUGGACGAAUGUACUAGUGCUGUUAGUGUCGACGUAGAAGGCUACAUCUACAGCCAUUGUCGGAAAGUUGGCAUCACUCUCUUCACUGUAUCUCACAGAAAGUCACUUUGGAAACACCACGAUUUUUACCUUCACAUGGAUGGAAGAGGAAACUACGAGUUCAAGAAGAUUACUGAAGAUACAGUUGAAUUUGGUUCUUAAAAAAUAAUAAUCCAUAAAUCUACAACCUGCUUCAGUGACUGAAAACAGCACAGGGCAUAAGAAGACAAAGUAUACUGCAAUGCAACAAAGCUACUUGGCUCAUUCUCUAAACCAAUUACUAGGGGUAGGAUAACAAACUGUGCAAAACAAGCUGUCAAGGCUUUACUAUAAUGUAGGAUAUUACUAAUUUGUGUAUAUGUUGGUUUAAUGAUUAAUAUGUACUAAGAAUGUCCUUAUUCUUGUGGUUUUUAAAACCUGCCUAAAUUAAAUUGGGCUUAAAUCAUUGUAACUUUGAUUCAUCCUGGGAUGUAAGCAUUCUGAAGUCAGCUAAUUUGACUUCUUUGUCCUUUGCUUCCUCUGGGGAAGAAUGCUUAUUAAAGUUAGGAUUGCUACCUCCUCUGCUCCCAGUACAAAGAGACAUGAAUUUCUGUGUCAUAUCCAGAUGUAUCAGUUCAUUGUACUGAAUAUCAUACCCUUUUUCACAGGAGUACUUGCCUAUUCUAUUGCAGCAUUGCACAGGACAGUGAGCCUUUCCUUGGUCAAGGUUGUGGUAAUGCUCUACUUUGCACCAGUCCUGGAUUCAGGGGAGAAGUGAAUCUCGGACCUAUAUUUCUAACUGCUAAUGAGAUGGGCGCACUCCAGUGGAAAUCCCCUGUCCCAUUCUCUGUCCCCAGUGGCCCACUGCUCCUCUGGUUCUAUUCUUCCUUUCGGCUCAACAAAAACAAAGUACAAAAUGCUAUUCCAUUGUGGUCCUUGUCCCUGGCUUCCAGGAAGGGAAAUGGGGUCAAAUGAAGAGGGAUGAGAAAGAUGGGAAAGCUGGAGAACAAAGAGAAAGAAAAGGUUAAAAAAUAGGAACACGUGUGAGAUCAUAGACAUUGUCAUUGAGGAGGGGGUCUGAUCCAUGUGAUAGUUCUGGGAAGCUGUGCACAAGUUCUAAAUGGCAUCUGCCACAUGGAUUCAGAUUUUUCAGAGGAUGAUAAUUGCCUUUCGGGGUGGAUGUUUACUGUGCAAUGCCUGAGGCACAGCAGUUCAAAGCCUUUCAGAACUGUUUUUGUUACUUGAGCAUUUUGUUUGCUUCCUAAGAAUAACUUCCAUAAAUAUUACUUAAUGCUUAAUAGUUCCCAAACUGAUAUUAGGUAAUCACAAAGCUUAUACAUGCUGACAAGGCCACAUAAGAUUAUUUUAAAGUAUUAAUUUUCCAGUGGAAGCAGUUAUUAUUGCCACAAGAUAUUAUGGGAUCAUUGCCUAGAGGUAGCCUCAUAGAAGGGUCUGGGAAGAUAAUGGCAAGGCUAAGCUGCCAUUCUGCCCAAAGAAAUCUUUGAAAACCCAUGCCAUGGGGCACAGGUCUGGGUAUGUGGCUUUGUUCAUAUGAUGUAACAUAGAAAUGCACUGCAUGAAGGCAUGCACUACAUAUGCAAAUAAAUGUGAUCACUCCUUUUUUUCAUUUAUGGUAAAAUCAAUAUAUGUUGGUAGUGAUCACAUGUCAGUCUUGAAUUAUCCCCUUUUCCUAGUUAGAUAGCACCUGUCCUAUUUUUGUCCUUUUACUGCUCCCAAGAUGGUGGUUCAGUCCAGUGUUUAUAAAUGCCAUUUUUCUUCUUGUGUUUUGUACAAAUAAUCAGUGGAGAGCUACAACAGGGUAGACUAGCAGUCAAGCUUAGAAGCAACUUACAAUUGAAUUAACUUUAUCUGUCAUCACUUAAUAUUUCUUUCCAUAUUUAAUAUGGUAAAGAGUUGCCCUUCUGUACGUCUGUUUGUUUAAACAACUUCAGCAGACUGAUUCUGAUUUUGGUUAUGCCAGCUGACAUGUGCUUGCCGCGUGAUGAUAAAUCGAGACCGUAUCGCUAAACUGAUUCCACAGGUAGAUCGGCUAGCACAACAGUAUCAGAUUGGUAGUGAUCUGACUUCAGAGGUACAUAUAACUCACAAGAAGCAGGUUGCUUUCUGCUGGUGAAACUUCCUUUUCCCCAAUAACCUGUCUUUCAGGUUAAUACUUUGUAGUGGCUUUUCUCAAGAGUGGUGUUCUCUCUUUUUUUAAUCUUUUUAGAAUGAAAAAUGCAGCUUUUAAAAUAUUUGUAUUCUUUUUCAGAGAGGUCUGCACUAAAAUUUAGUAGUAGUAGACUUUUUAAAAGAAUGUUGUAUUUUUGUCACUAACUAGCAGAAAGUACCCAUUAUAUAGACAGCAUCUUUUGCAGAAAGAAAGCUCAGAGGUAAUGCAGCUCAAGACUGAUUGAUAACACUGAACACAACCAGUGUUAAAUUUGUCUAUCAAACAGAGCAGAUUAACUUCAGUUACUAUUAACCAAUGAAAUUCAUUCAUUGGAUAUUCAGAAAUUGCCUGGCUUUUAUAACAUUUCAAUAUCUCUGCUUUUAUAAAGAGUGCAUCAAAAAUAGUCUGAUCUCACAAGGAAGGAAGUACAUUAAGGUAAAAUGGACCAGAGUGGGAAGCAGUGUUUGAGAUUAUACCUUUUAGUGACGAAUUGUCCAAAUGUGGUCAGAAAUUAUUCAAAAACAUGGUUCAGCUAUGAAUUUGUGCUGUGAUCUUUUAUUUGAUCACUGCUUUUAUGACUGCUUAAACUGGAAUUUUGGGGUGAGGGGAAGCUCAGCGCAAAUGAAGCAUCCCCAUGUCUCAUAUAAAAUUUCAGCGUGGUGAUAUUUGGUGCUCUGGUAAUCACAGAUGGCUCCCAUCUCAAUGGGAAAUAAUUGCUGUACUUUAAUAUAUUGUAGCUUAUAAAGCACAUUGGGAGGAAAGAUGCUAUCUAAAUGUAAGAUUUUUCUAUAUAAGUACCUCUGGAAUAAUAAAUAUGAGACAAAGAUCCUUCUUAAAAAAA